Messenger RNA from Jaculus jaculus (lesser Egyptian jerboa), 2199 nucleotides. RefSeq names its product gamma-glutamyltransferase 5 (gene Ggt5). NCBI's taxonomy places the organism in Eukaryota, Metazoa, Chordata, Mammalia, Rodentia, Dipodidae. Gene Ontology annotation, biological process: glutathione catabolic process. The coding region runs from base 283 to 2091 and encodes 602 amino acids. Gene Ontology annotation, molecular function: glutathione gamma-glutamate hydrolase. The transcript has 12 exons. The record is from RefSeq and is a predicted model, not a curated record.
UCCUGGAGGAGGGCGGCCGCGCAGCCUCUGAGCGCGCGUGCGCCGUCCGCGAGCCCGUCUGCCUGCCCAGCCUGUCCGUAACUCUCUGUGACCAUCCUCUCUGUCCACUUGUCUGUCUGCCUGUCAGCUCAUGUCUGUCUGUCUGUCUCUGGCCCCAUCAACCUCUCCAGACACCUGAGUCCACCUGUGUCUCUACUUGUCCAUUCAUCCGUCUGUCCCCCUGUCUAUAUCAACUCUUUUGUCUGCCCACCUGCCUUUCGGCUCUCUCUGGGCCACCGAGCCAUGGCCUGGGGCCGCGGGGCCACGGUCAGCCUGGUUCUGCUGGGGCUGGGGCUGGCCAUCACUGUGCUAGCUCUGGUCCUCUCCCGCCACCGUGCCCCCUGUGGUCCCGAGGCCUUUGCCCAUGCUGCCGUAGCCGCCGACUCCAAAGUGUGCUCAGACAUUGGACGAGCCGUCCUCCAGCAGCAGGGCUCGCCUGUGGACGCUGCCGUAGCGGCGCUGGUCUGCACUGGUGUGGUCAACCCUCAGAGCAUGGGUCUAGGCGGAGGGGUCAUCUUCACCAUCUACAAUGCAACAACAGGGAAGGUGGAGGUCAUCAAUGCUCGGGAAACAGUGCCAGCCAGCCAUGCCCGGGGCCUACUGGACCAGUGUGAAAAGGCCCUGCCACUGGGCACAGGGGCGUGCAGUGCAGGAGCCCAGUGGAUUGGAGUUCCUGGGGAGCUCCGAGGCUAUGCUGAGGCCCACCGUCGCCACGGCCGCCUGCCUUGGGCGCAGCUAUUCCGGCCCACCAUCACACUGCUCCAGAAGGGCUUCCACAUGCCUGAAGUCCUCGGCCAGUUCCUCAACAGCAGCCUCCUGCGACCCUCCUUGUAUGCCUCUAGCUUGAGAGCCCAGCAGACACAUGACUAUCCGAUAGGACCGGGUUCCACCCUGAAGUCGCUCCCUGCCACCCCCUCCCAUACCAGGCAGCUCUUCUUCAACGGGACAGAACCCCUGAAGCCUCAGGACCCAUUCCCUUGGCCAGCCCUGGCCACCACCCUGGAGAUGGUGGCCACAGAGGGUGCAGAGGUCUUUUACACAGGCACGCUGGGCCACAUGCUGGUGGAGGACCUUGCCAAGGAAGGGAGCCAGCUCACUCUGCAAGACCUGGCUGCCUUCCAGCCUGAGGUGGUGGAUGCUCUGGAGAUGCCCUUGGGAAACUACACCUUGUACUCACCACCGCCGCCUGCAGGGGGCGCCAUUCUUAGCUUCAUUCUCAACGUGCUGAGAGGGUUCAACUUCUCCGCAGAAUUGGUGGCCCAGCCUGAAAGGAAAGUGGACAUGUACCAUCAUCUUGUGGAGACGCUCAAGUUUGCAGCGGGACAGAGGUGGCGGCUGAGGGACCCUCGCAGCCACCCGGGCACCCAGAAUGCCUCCCAGGACCUGCUGGGAGAGGCUCUGGCCCAGCACAUCCGCCAGCAGAUUGACGGCCGCGGUGACCACCAGCUCAGCCACUACAACCUGGCCAGAGACUGGGACCACAGGAUGGGCACCUCCCACGUGUCUGUGCUGGGAGAGGAUGGCAGCGCCGUGGCCGCCACCAGCACCAUCAACACGCCCUUUGGGGCAAUGGUUUACUCUCCACGCACGGGCGUCCUUCUCAACAACGAGCUGCUGGACUUGUGCUGGAGACGCUCGCCAGGUUCCAGCGUCACCCCCACGCCCGGUGAGGACGUUCCAGGUGAGCGGCCACCUUCGUCUAUGGUACCCUCCAUCUUGGUGGACAAAACCCAGGGGUCGAAGCUGGUGAUUGGCGGGGCUGGCGGGGAGCUCAUCAUCCCUGCUGUGGUCCAGACCAUCGUGAAUAGACUGUGGCUUGGCUCUGCCCUGAAAGACGCAAUCGCAGCCCCCAUCUUACAUGUCAACAGUGAGGGUCACGUGGAGUACGAGCCCAGCUUCAGCCAGGAGGUACAGAAAGGGCUCCAGGAUCGUGGCCAGAGCCAGAGCCGAAGGCGCUUCUUUCUGAACGCGGUCCAGGCUGUGUCCCAGGAGGGGGCGUGUGUGUAUGCAGCAUCCGACCCGAGGAAAGCUGGAGAGGCCGCAGGGUACUAAGAUCACCUUGUCCAGGGCCACCGUCAGCCUUGUGCCUGUGCCACACCAGGCCGGGGGACUUUCCCUUUCUCAAAUAGAUAAAAAUAAAUAAAAUAUUUUUAAAAUUUA